AUGGACGGUGGAAGAGGUGUCCUGGCCGAGUUCCGCAACAUGUUUAGCUCGUUCACACCACUCUGCCUUCGAAAUGCAUUAGCCUCCUUGAUGAUGCGAUUGUGCUCGCCUCCGCUGUUACGGCGCUUUCUCUUGGGGCCCUCCAUCACAGUAUCUUUGCGCGGUCGAAGCGACAUCUUCGGACUGUACUCCUGCAACCUCAACACGGGAUACAAUAAACAGACGACUCAGCCCGAGGAUUUCGCAGCUGAUGCAGGCCAAGACGAAAGAACGCCGAUUCCACCACAGAGCAACGAGAAAAAGACUGCACCUUCAAAAGAAGAAUCGCGCGGUUUUGCUGCGAAAUACGCAUCCUACCUGCAAUUUCAAAAAGAAAAUCCCGGCUAUGACCAACUGGCCGAUGAUAUACGAAGAGGGCAGGCCUUUGAAGCUGGCCUGGCGAGGAGACGCGAGAGCAGGGAGCUUUUCUUCUUCUACGGUACUCUGAUGGAUCCUGAUAUCGUGCAAGAGGUGAUGGGACUACCGGAGCCGCCGGUGUUAAAGCCUGCAUUGCUCAGGAAUCGGGGUCACCUGAGAAUGUGGGGCCCUUAUCCGGCAUUUCUAGCGGACCAGGAGCCAAGAGUGGACGUUAAGGGAAUGGCAUGUGAGAUCGAGGGGACUGAGAGGAAGGACCGGCUGGCGACGUACGAGGGUGAUAACUACGAUGAGACCAAAUGCUUUAUUAAUCUCGUCACCGAGGAUGGCGAAACAGAUUUCAUUGUUGCGAGGGUGUUCGUUUGGAUUGGACACGAGGAUGAACUGAGUGAUGGAUCAUUCAACCUGGAGACAUACAAACAGGUCAAGGCGAAGCUCUACCAUGGACAGACUAAGAUUAUUGGCCAUCUCGUGAUCGGCGAGGAGCAGAUGAGCAUACAGGUGCUGGUGGUCAAAGGUAUCGGGCCGGACCGGGUUCGAUGA
This is a messenger RNA of Diaporthe amygdali, 957 nucleotides long. RefSeq lists its product as uncharacterized. The coding region runs from base 1 to 957 and encodes 318 amino acids. The transcript is spliced from 4 exons. The record is from RefSeq and is a predicted model, not a curated record. Lineage: Eukaryota; Fungi; Ascomycota; Sordariomycetes; Diaporthales; Diaporthaceae.